This is a messenger RNA of Musa acuminata AAA Group (dessert banana), 3560 nucleotides long. RefSeq names its product CMP-sialic acid transporter 4-like. NCBI's taxonomy places the organism in Eukaryota, Viridiplantae, Streptophyta, Magnoliopsida, Zingiberales, Musaceae. Gene Ontology annotation, cellular component: Golgi membrane. Bases 715 to 1932 code for a protein of 405 amino acids. Gene Ontology annotation, biological process: pyrimidine nucleotide-sugar transmembrane transport. Gene Ontology annotation, molecular function: pyrimidine nucleotide-sugar transmembrane transporter activity. The transcript has 16 exons. The record is from RefSeq and is a predicted model, not a curated record.
CCAUCAGCCUGACACAUCGGAAAAGGUUGGUCGCAAGGAAUAAGGCGGAGCAUUUCCCCCCGGUUGACCAUGGGCCUCCGUGACUGCAACCACUGCGACUACUUCCACAGUGGGAAACGACGACCUCCAGAGGAUAACACCGCCAUUGGAUCUGUAAAAGCGCUGGCCGCAAGUGACCGACUUCAGCUUCUCGCACGGCUAAUGCCUGCACGCGGCUGGCCACAGGUGGGUCUCAGUCAUCCCAGUCACCCAAUGGCCCGCGCGAGGCUUCGUGUCCGGCCGUCGGAGAGCCGAGCGAGAAGGUCUGCUCUAUUCCUGUCACCGAUGGGCGCCACUCUGUUCCUCUCGGACUGGCACGUUCGGUGGGUUAAAGUCCACGAAUAUUUUGGCUGUGUCUUAUAAAAGGGCGGCGAAACGACUUCCCCUUCUUUGCUGUUAUUCUUCUCGGCCUUCUCUCCGCGCCCUUUGAAUCUGGAUCAAAGAACCCUACCCAUCUCCGGAUCCCGUCCGGAAAUCAAGAAGGCCCCUCGACUGUGUGAUUCUGGUUGUAUCCGAAGGUGGUAAUAUUUAUCGCGUUUGCUCGAUUGCAUUGGAUCUGGUCUCAGGCUCCUUGAUCCGUGGAGAAAUGCGAUCGAAGCCGAGCUAGGUUUGCUGCUGCUGCUGCUAUUGGCCGUGUAGCAGCCAAGUAUUGCUUACAAAAGGUCCUCUUUUGAGAUGAUAAAGAACGGGAUGGUAGAAUGCAGCGUCUGCCACUCCAAAUUUGUCUCACCAAGCCCCAGAUCUGUAUCAAGGGCAUAUGAUAAGCAUAGGAACCAAGUAUCAUCAAAAUAUCGUGCUCUCAACUUCCUCCUUGUCAUGGGCGAUUGUAUCUUGGUUGGUCUCCAGCCUAUACUAGUCUAUAUGUCCAAGGUGGAUGGGAAGUUCAAGUUUAGCCCCAUCAGUGUAAAUUUUUUGACAGAGGUUGCUAAAGUACUCUUUGCCAUCAUUAUGUUAUUAUUCCAGGCUAGAAGGCAGAAAGUUGGAGAAAAACCCCUUCUGUCAAUUUCCACAUUUGUACAGGCAGCUCGGAAUAAUGUGCUUCUAGCUGUUCCUGCUCUUCUAUAUGCAAUUAACAACUACCUAAAGUUUAUCAUGCAGUUAUACUUUAAUCCUGCAACUGUGAAAAUGUUGAGCAACCUGAAGGUUUUGGUGAUUGCUGUCCUUUUAAAGAUCGUAAUGCGAAGACGAUAUUCCAUAAUUCAAUGGGAGGCUCUUGCACUUUUGCUAAUCGGGAUAAGCAUUAAUCAGCUUCGAUCACUGCCUGAGGGUUCCACUGCAUUGGGUCUUCCUAUUACAAUGAUUGCUUAUGUCUAUACAUUAGUUUUUGUUACUGUUCCAUCAAUGGCUUCUGUUUACAAUGAAUAUGCUUUAAAAAGUCAAUUUGAGACAAGUAUCUACCUUCAGAACUUAUUUUUAUAUGGUUAUGGAGCAAUAUUCAACUUUUUGGGCAUUGUUGGGACUGCCAUUUUCAAAGGACCUGGUAGCUUCAAUAUUCUUGAAGGGCAUUCAAAAGCUACAAUGUUUCUGAUUUGCAACAAUGCAGCACAGGGCAUACUUUCAUCGUUCUUUUUCAAAUAUGCUGACACAAUCUUGAAAAAAUAUUCAUCCACCGUUGCUACAAUUUUUACUGGCAUCGCGUCUGCUGCUUUAUUUGGUCAUACAUUGACCGUGAACUUUAUCUUGGGGAUCUCCAUAGUCUUUAUAUCUAUGCACCAGUUUUUCUCCCCCAUGGCCAAAGUCAAAGAUGAGACACAAGUUGGAAAAUUAGAAAUGAUAGAAGCUCAACAUCCAAGGUCGAAGGAUGCUUCUUUCAUAAACAUGGCUGCUGGUGCUGCUGAAGAUGUAAAUCAUCGCACUGGACAUGAUGAGAGACAAUCACUUUUGCCUAUCUGAUGUUAUAUUUUAAGCCUUUGAGCAGCAACUUGGAGGGAGGAACCCCUAUAGAGUUCCAAGGAGGCCGAUCCCCUAAAGAGAUCAACCCCAAGUUUAGAAUCUGCAAGGGUUCUAACACAAUCUUUCCAUGGACUCCUAGAAAUUUUUAUUAUUUUUUCAUUCUUCUUGGAUCAUUUUUUUAAUUAUAUCAUAUUGACAUUUACAUGAUUACUGGUCUUUAGGUUUCUAAGCAUGUCAUAUGUGUGAUCAGUAAGAUGAAGAUGCAUAUUAUUGAGAUAAUCAAAUUAUUUUGAUAAAUUUAUGUUCCAUUCAUGCAAAUUAUUCAUCUUAUCUUAAAAGAAAGAUUGUACAAGUUCAUACUCUGAACAAAUAUUCAUGUAGGAACAUAUGUGUAGCAUAUAUAUUGUAUCACUUGGGAUUUCAAUAUAUAUCUUGUACUUGUAAAGGCUGGUUGAUUUGACAAAUGACUAUAUUUCUUCACAUGCUUUUAGAAUCGCACUUCAAGAGUUAGGGUAUGCUUAAAUGCUAAUUUUCCAAGAAUGCUAAUAGUAUGAAGCUUCGGUUAUGUGUUGGCUAACUCGAAAAGUGACAAGAUUACAUCAUCCUACCGCCUAGGCUUUAAUCCAAAUCCAUUGCUUGGAUUACUUAGGCUAUUUGAUGACUAACAUGGAAACAAUGAAAGGAGGAAGAAAUCAGAGGUCUUAACAUUUUCACAAUAAACGGAAUGAGUUUGCUAGCCCGAAAUGGAUGGAAAGCUUUUUUGCAACAAACUCUUAGUUUAUGUGCAUGGCUAAGGACCUCAGUUUACAUGGCAGUCUUUAGAAGUAUCACUGUCAGGGAGCAUAUACAUCUUGUUACUUGAGUAUUCUCCUAACCAUACUGUAUACAGAAGCAUCGUUUAUUCAUGACUAUCUGGAUUGAAAAUAUCACACUAGUAAUAUAUAAUAUGAUGGCUAUAUGAAACUACACUUCUUUGCAUUUAGGCGGAGAAUACCUUCAUUGGUGAGACAUGUAAAGCACCUUAUAGCUAAGCCAUUUAUAUUUUUGCAACCGUCUUUAGUACCUAGAUUAAAUUCAGAACUGAUCAUGAUUGUAGCAUUUUUAUUUGGCAAUGGAUUACUACCGCAGGUAUACUGUGGAGGGGUUCUUUUUAUUGACCUAGAAUGCAGCUGAGCCACCAACUGGAGGCAAUAAUCAUUAGCAAAGUAUAAAACAGAGAAGGAAAUAUAGUCUUUAUUUUGGCAUGCCACGGAUAAGCUUGUUUCUUCACACUCGGCUUCAUCUGCGAGAGAAAGAACAAAGGUAGCCACCAUAGUCUAGAAGUGUAGGGAUAAAAUGAAUAAAAAAUGAACAGGUGGAUCCUUUUUAACAUUCAAGAACUAGAUUUUCCUAACAAAGGUUUUCUCUCUCUCUCUCUCUCUCUCUCUCUCUCUCUCUCUCUCUCUCUCUCUCUCUCUCUUUGUAUUACAUUAUUCAGGCAUCCUCAUAUAUAUUGUCCUUUCAAAACUUGGAAAGCAUGUUUUCCUAUUCUUUCAAUUGAUUAAUUAUUCUUUUUGAUUCCAAUACCUAUGUUUGCUCAUUCACAUUUUUCUUUCAGUAAAGUCAUCCAUAGAAAUUAACAGUCUUAA